CCGGAUCCCAAACACCCUUGCAGGAUGACAAGUCGGCGAGGAAACGAACCGAGGACAAGAGCAAUAGCAUCUGUAUUUUAGAAUGAGCAAAGACGGAAGACAAAAAAGAUGUGGUUGUUGAAGGCACUUAUUUCGCUGCUUUUGGUCCAAUAUCUGGCCGCCACAUGCAACGUGUGCCAAAAUGAAAGCAAAGUGGCUUGUCACAGUGAAACCACCUUUUCCAUCUGCUACGACGGAGAGCCUUCGUAUGAUCUUCUGUCAUGCCCUGAGAAUUCCUAUUGCACCGAUGGUUUCUACACUUGCUACCAGAAUGCCGAUCCAGUUUGCAAAUCAGAAGAGGACACCACAACCACUGAGGUCCCGACUACCACGACCACUACGACUACGAUUCCGACUACCACCACAACGGAGGGUCCAUGGAAUGCCGAUGAAAUAUGCCAGCUAGCCACUAAAAGCACCUCUUAUGAAAACCUAGAUGAUCCCACCUGCACAACUUUUAUAAGAUGUACAGUUUCCGAUGGAAGCCAUUCUACAAAAGUGGCUUUGUGUCCGGCAAAUCAGUAUUUCAGUACAAGCUUGACUGUGUGUACAAGCACAAAACCGGCCGGAUGUGUGGAGGUGACAACGACGGCGGUACCCACAACCACUGCAAAAACAACAGUGACCACAACCACAGCAGAACCCUGGAGUGCCGAGGCCACCUGCUUGACUGUUACGGAGUCCACUUCUUUUAUAAACCAAGACGAUCCCACCUGCAACACCUUUCUAUAUUGUUAUGUUUUAAAUGGAUCAGCUACGGCUUUAAUAAAAAAAUGCCAACCGAACAAAUAUUUUAAUGACACUUUAAAAGGCUGUGACACCAAAAAGCCUGAUUAUUGCACAUAGUUUUAAGGCUUU
Drosophila gunungcola (fruit fly) is the source of this 897-nucleotide messenger RNA. RefSeq names its product salivary glue protein Sgs-3. The coding region runs from base 109 to 885 and encodes 258 amino acids. NCBI's taxonomy places the organism in Eukaryota, Metazoa, Arthropoda, Insecta, Diptera, Drosophilidae. Gene Ontology annotation, molecular function: chitin binding. The record is from RefSeq and is a predicted model, not a curated record. The transcript is spliced from 6 exons. Gene Ontology annotation, cellular component: extracellular region.